Cololabis saira (Pacific saury) is the source of this 456-nucleotide messenger RNA. RefSeq names its product beta-microseminoprotein A1-like. The coding region runs from base 57 to 392 and encodes 111 amino acids. Lineage: Eukaryota; Metazoa; Chordata; Actinopteri; Beloniformes; Belonidae. The record is from RefSeq and is a predicted model, not a curated record. The transcript has 4 exons.
CGAGAGUUCAACAUAAUAUUUGACUGUCAUCAGUAAACUCCAGCAAGUCUGUCACAAUGAAAUAUUCAGCUCUGGUUCUGUUGCUCUGUGCUCUGCUGCCACUGUCAAAUGCUUAUUGCUAUGUAAAGCCAGUAAAAUAUGAUCCAGACCAGCCUCUACGGACUCACUGUCAGGAUGACGUAGAUAAGACCUGGCAUCCAAUAGGGUCUAAAUGGAGAAACAGUGAAUGUAUGGACUGUACUUGUGACUCAUGUUGCUCCGGCUUCUCCAUUCCAAGAAGCUUCCCUGAUGACUGUGUCUCAGUGUUUAAACCUGAGGAAUGCGUAUACGUUGUGCAUAAGAGAGAUGACCCGUCUGUGGAGUGUCCAAUUUAUGGUGCAGUUGGAAAAUGAUUAAAAUUGUUGUAGAUGUUGUUCAACACAAUAAAAAUGGUAUACCAUAAAUCAGGAGAAAAAA